Messenger RNA from Hibiscus syriacus, 1430 nucleotides. RefSeq lists its product as uncharacterized. The transcript has 7 exons. Bases 89 to 1426 code for a protein of 445 amino acids. The record is from RefSeq and is a predicted model, not a curated record. NCBI's taxonomy places the organism in Eukaryota, Viridiplantae, Streptophyta, Magnoliopsida, Malvales, Malvaceae.
UGCCAUUCUUGGCUGUUUUCAAGAGCUUCGAAAAAUGGUGAAGGAAUAUUGAAUCGGUCGAGAAAGUUUUUCUUACAAUGUUGAUCUUAUGUUGGAUCGGAUCAGCUGUCGCCAUUUCCAUUACGGAAUAAGACUACUCCACCAGUGCACAACCAUGGCUUCUUGUUGUCGUAAAAUCUCUUCUAUCAUUCAUAUCUUUGCAAUCUUUCUUCUUGUUUCUUCUUCAAUUUGUCCUGUCUUCGCAUCGGAACCCCACAAUCUCCGUGCGAGAAAUCAAACUUUCCGACCAGAGAAAGAGUUGAAAAAGUUGAAAAUCAUAAGGCAACGUCUCAACCAGAUCAACAAACCAGCAGUAAAGACAAUUCAGAGUCCAGAUGGUGAUAUUAUUGAUUGCGUUUUGUUGCAUCAUCAGCCUGCCUUCGAUCAUCCUCAACUCAAAGGACAACAACCCUUGGAUCCACCAGAGAGACCUAGGGCUUAUGAUGCAGAAGGAAUGAUGAAUACGGGGGCAGAAGAAGAGCACGUUCAGCUAUGGAGGAUGUUGGGUGAAACGUGUCCGGAAGGAACAAUUCCGAUCAGAAGAACAACGAAAAAAGACAUGUUGAGGGCUAGUUCUGUAAGAAGAUUUGGAAUGAAACCGAGAAGACGUGUUAGAAGAGAUUCAAUCAGCAAUGGCCAUGAGCAUGCGGUCGGAUACGUGAACGGAGAAGAAUAUUAUGGAGCCAAGGGCGGCAUAAAUGUGUGGGCACCUCGUGUCUUUAAUCACUAUGAGUUCAGCUUAUCCCAGCUCUGGCUCAUCUCUGGUUCUUUUUCUCACGAUCUCAACACCAUCGAAGCCGGUUGGCAGGUGAGUCCAGAACUAUACGGGGACAAUUAUCCUAGAUUCUUCACCUAUUGGACCAACGAUGCAUAUGAAACAACUGGGUGUUAUAAUUUGCUGUGCUCAGGAUUUGUUCAAACCAACAAUAGAAUUGCAAUUGGAGCGGCGAUCUCCCCAGUCUCAUCUUACCAUGGAGGACAGUUUGAUAUCAUCCUCUUGGUUUGGAAGGAUCCGAAGCAUGGACAUUGGUGGUUGGAAUUCGGGACGGGGGUGCCGGUGGGAUACUGGCCAUCAUUUUUGUUCACUCACUUGAGGGAUCAUGCAACCAUGGUUCAAUUCGGUGGGGAGAUAGUGAAUUCAAGGGGCGGAGGUUUCCACACCUCAACGGCAAUGGGAAGCGGUCAUUUUUCCGGCGAAGGGUUCGGAAAGGCGUCUUAUUUCAGAAAUUUACAAGUGGUUGAUUGGGAUAACAACUUAAUCCCAUUGACGAAUCUUAGGCUACUAGCUGAUCAUCCCAAUUGCUAUGAUAUCCGAGCUGGGAUUAAUGGAGUUUGGGGGCAUUAUUUUUACUAUGGAGGACCGGGAAGAAAUGUUAGAUGUCUGUAAUGGA